AUGAGAAGCUCUGUGUUUUGUUUGCGAACGCAUACGCAGCUGUUAUGGAGGGCACGGUCUUUGGCUUCUUGCGUGGGUGAUAAGGUGCGGGUAUUUCCCAGCGAUUUCAUUUGGCCUCUUUUUCUAUUGACUGGGAACUACGUCCAAGUGGGUGUGAUUGCCUACCGUACUUUUAUCCACUUCCGUUUGCGCCAGGCGCUACGCAUUACCAUCGGUGUGCCUGUGAGCGCCAUCAUGCUCUAUAUGGUUUAUGCCUCUUGGGCCUGGUACCCGGAGCCUGCCGCCGCAAUAGACACAAGCUCGGUUGCAGGAUGCCGGCCCGUGUUUUCUUCCACCGCUGAACUUUUGGACUUUGCUGGCACAUGCUCUCGCCGUUACCACCGACUCUCUGAGAAGGGAGAGGAUAUGAAUUCUUCCUGCAGGAAUGAGUUGCUGGGUGACAUGCUCGCCAUCUUGCGUUCUAUUGCGGCUAUUGAGGGGAGUUUUGAGGAAAGGGAGCUAGUGACGGCCUCUUUGACCGUCAUGGAUCCAUCACGUGGGGUGGAGCAGGAGGCAUCACCCGCAGAGGUGAUUUUGCGCACCGUACUGUUUGUGUCACUGGAUCAAGGGUGGUUUGAUAUUGUGGAAGAAGCGCGUAAAAUGUAUGGAAAUCUUGUGCGAGAGCGCCCUGUGCCGCCGCAGGCAAACGUUACGAGUGCCGUGGCGGAUUUGUGCGCACUCUCGUACGAAUUGGAGCGUUGCACGAGUCCGGCGGAGGUGACAAUGCCGCAGCGCCAACGUGUGGCACGGGCCAUUGACGCGUUUCGUCCAGGGAAAUCGGUGAGGGAGCGCUGCACCAUUGCUGCGGAGAUCGACGUUCUCCCUCUUGUGGAUCUUGACAAGACGACUCGCUGCCUCA
Trypanosoma cruzi is the source of this 898-nucleotide messenger RNA. Its product is annotated as lipase-like protein, putative. Lineage: Eukaryota; Euglenozoa; Kinetoplastea; Trypanosomatida; Trypanosomatidae. The annotation marks the transcript as partial. The record is from RefSeq and is a predicted model, not a curated record. The transcript has a single exon.